Molecule: messenger RNA, 576 nt
Organism: Microplitis demolitor
Lineage: Eukaryota; Metazoa; Arthropoda; Insecta; Hymenoptera; Braconidae
Exons: 3
Coding region: 1-576 (191 amino acids)
Source: RefSeq, a predicted model, not a curated record
AUGUCAGGCUCUGAAACCGACAGCGACAGGACAAUAAAAUCCGAGUCAUCUGACGAAAACACAUUCAAAUCUAAUUUAUCGGGAUCGUUGUCGUUUACGUCAGUUGAAUUAAAUAUGGUCGUGAACAUCAAAGCAACCCAUUUCAGCUCGGAGAAUCCGAAACUGUGGUUCGCGCAGGUUGAGGCGCAGUUUUUGACACAUCAGGUAGCAACGGAGCGUGCCAAAUUUGACUUGGUGAUCCCAUUGCUUGAUACUCGCGUCGCCACAGAAGUCGAGCAGUCCGAAGAAGCAUGGAUCACUCAGCUCCUUGACAAAGAGAGACUUGGCGAUCGGACACCAUCGCAACAUUUACGUCAUCUGCGUACGCUAGUUCCCAGCAUUGAUGACGCUAUAAUUAAAGCACCUAUCAAAGACUCAACGCUUGAUAAACUAGCCGAGUCUGCUGAUCGUAUGGUUGAUCGUUUAUCGCUCAAACCUCAAGUUGCCGCCGCCACGACAAAUUCAUCAUCACAACCGCCGAGCACAGCGAAAUUGCCGCACUGCGCAGAGAAAUUGCGCAACUCACGAAUCAAGUGA